UACAUAGAUAUGAUUAAAGGACCACAACCUUUAUACAAUAAAUUAAAUCACAAAAAAUAAUUAGAACCACCCCAACAUAAACACACGAAUAACUAGAUAAAAAAACGGGCAAGAUGGGUGAAAACCUGCGGGAGGACAUGUUGUCCAACUACAAAGAGUUGCAGAAAGGUCUUUCCGAGACGCUUGCCAUGCAAAGCGAGGAUGAUGAGGAGGUUGAGGCCUUGAUUCAUGAGUUCGAGGAGCAGCUCCAGGUCUUGGCCGCGGCCCUCAACGACGGAGAGACGAUCGAGGUGACGCCGAACCUCCAUAAAGUCGAGUUACCAAACGGAGCGGGGAAUAUCAUCCUAUACCCACCACCCACCGCCAAAUCCGAUGGGGAGGGGGGCUCGGAGAAUCAGGAAGCAACAUCCUCCCCUGGCGCCUCGUUGCAGUGUGCCCCGUAUGAGAUUUUUUACGAUGACCGGGAGUGGUAUCCAUGCGUGAUCACGGAGGUGGUGCCCCCUGCGCGCGCGAUCGAUCGGGUUCGCUACCGCGCGCACGUUUUAGGCUACCCCGUCGAGGAUGUCGUCUUCAGCGAGUCGCUGCGGUCGUGGCGGGCGACGACGAUCGGGGCGCAGCUCCGCAGCGGGGCGGCUUGCCACGCGAUCCACCCCACCUCGGGGGUUUACAAACCCGCGAAUGUCGUGCGUCUGACGUUGGAUGGAACCGUCAUCGUCUCCUUCGCGAAGGAAAAUUCCGCGGAAAAGGGAGAGGCUGCGGAGACGACUGCGCCAACCCACCUCCCCGACGCCAGCGAAGGCGAGGAAAACGAAAGCAAAGAUCGCGUGGAGGUCGAAAUCCCUCUUUCGCACGUCCACGUUGGGCAUUUCUACCCCGUUCUACGAAAGCGACCGCAGCUCACGGAGGAGGAACGGGAGGCGCGGCGUGUCGAAAACGCGCAACGGAAACGAAAUCGCAUCCAGCUGGAGAAGCAACUCAAGAUGGAUCGCAUCGCCCAAGACGCGAAUGACUGGAAGGCGAUGAUGGGGGACCUGAUGGGAGCGCGUCCGAAUAAGAAGCCGAAGCGCUAA
This is a messenger RNA of Phytomonas sp. EM1, 1070 nucleotides long. Lineage: Eukaryota; Euglenozoa; Kinetoplastea; Trypanosomatida; Trypanosomatidae. The record is from the annotation of a GenBank genome assembly.